Messenger RNA from Diabrotica virgifera virgifera (western corn rootworm), 3520 nucleotides. RefSeq lists its product as uncharacterized. Lineage: Eukaryota; Metazoa; Arthropoda; Insecta; Coleoptera; Chrysomelidae. Gene Ontology annotation, biological process: multicellular organism development; proteasome-mediated ubiquitin-dependent protein catabolic process. The transcript is spliced from 2 exons. Gene Ontology annotation, molecular function: ubiquitin protein ligase activity; zinc ion binding; ubiquitin conjugating enzyme binding. Bases 74 to 1504 code for a protein of 476 amino acids. Gene Ontology annotation, cellular component: cytoplasm. The record is from RefSeq and is a predicted model, not a curated record.
AAGGAGAUUUUAUUUCAUAAAUCUAUUAGUUAUCGUCAUUCGUAUACGCUAUUCUAUUAUAUGGGACAUAAUAAUGUCGAUUUUAAUUCCCGAUAAUAUAUUAGAGAUUUUGAUAUGCAGUUUUUGUCAUAAAUAUUUAUCGGUGAAACCCGUAAAAGUUUAUCCAAACAGGCUUAUACAGUGUGGAAGAUGUGUUGAUAAUCAGGAACCAGCAGCACAGAAAUCACAAGGGGUAGAAUCACUAUAUGGACUAAUUGCUGAACAUGUUUUAUUUAAAUGUGUCAACAAGUUUGAUGGUUGUAGAGCAUUGUUGACAUAUUCCCAGGUGCUGGAUCACGAAAAGGAAUGCUUGGAAAAAAUUCACAAGUGUCCAAUUUGCUAUGAAGAGAUGACAAGUUUUUUGAUGCUUCAACACUUUCAUUUCAAACAUAAGAAUGCUGUGUUGGGCUAUCCAACAUUUGUUUUCAACUUGAAUGAUUAUUUAGAUAUGCCUAGUGUUUAUAUAUAUCAAGAAGAAGAUAAUUUGUUUUUUCUGUAUACCAGAUGUAGUAAGUCUGAGAAUACAAUAGCAUUAUAUUUGGUUUGUAUGGCGAGCUAUAAACUGCCUCAAAAUAUAUACCAUCAAUUUACUGUCACUAGCGAAAACAAAGAAUUUGAUAUUGUAUUGGACCCAAAACCAUGUACAGAUGAUUUUUUUGUUGUGGAUAUAUCACAUAUGUCAAACUUUAUACAAAUUAAGUUUAAAUUAAUUGAUCGCAAUCUAAAGGUUUUGACAGGUCCAAAGUUUAGUGCUGCUGUAAGGAAGCCUGUACCCAAAAAUGCUCCACAUGGGCAUGAAAUUGGAAAAAACCGACAAGAAUUUGAUCUAAAAGCUAAAUGUGUUAAAUGUCAAGCGUAUUGCAUUUUUUCAUUGUCUAAUUGUCCAGUUCGCUAUUGCUACCUUAACAAACACAAUAAUUACAUGUGUUACUAUUGUUAUCAAUGGUUCGAAUCUUGGGAAACAUCUAGUCAAUAUUUUGAAAUAGCAAUUCCCAGUGAAAUAUUUGGUGGAAUGAAGUUUUACAAAUGGAAUUGUAGUAAUUGUUUUAGUGAUAUUUCAGUUUCAGAUAUGCAGUCACAUGAAAUAAGCUGUAAACUAGGUAGACAAUUUAGAUGCCCUAUGGAAAAUUGUUGUGAAAAAGGAACUACCAACCAAAUGAUCGAACAUCUGAAAGAUCAUAAUCGUUUGGCAUUUUCGUCUCCAUUUCAACUAACUUCAAAUAAUUUAAGUUGUUAUGUAUUUCUAAAGGAACAUAUUGUAUCUUUACUUUUAAUUCGUACCAAAAAUUCUAUUUUUUGUGAUGUAAUAGUAGUCAUUCUGCCACAAUCAGAAUUCGCCAUAAAACAGUUUGAGGUUCGUACCAUGUUCUUUGAUAGCAAUAAUCAAAUUUUAAAUCAAUAUGAGAUAAAUGACAACAUAAAUCCAAUAUUUGUGAAAAUUAUUGUAGAGGAGAGUCGGCAAUAGGGAACUUGUAUAAAAUUUUAAAUUCGAAAUAAUGUUAUAAAUCACAACAGAACAUAAUUUAGAACCUGUAUCAAAGAUAAAAAAGUUUUGUUUGUCUUUCGUUUGGUCCCUAAAGACGACUAAAAAUUCAACUUAUACCAGACACCCUAAAACCCGUCGUGACGUCACUUCGUUGUAUGUUUACAUUCUACACCAAUAGGGAACUUGCAUAAAUUUUUAAAUUCGAAAAAAAUGUUAUAAAUCACAACAGAACAUAAUUUAAAACAUGUAUCAAAGAUAAAAAAGUUUUGUUUGUCUUUCGUUUGGCCCCUAAAGACGAUUAAAAAUUAAAAUUGAAACAGGUGGUCCAAAACGCGUCGUGACGUCACUGGGUUGUACAUUUACAUUUUUCCAAUAAAGUAAACAGAAUUUUAAAUUAGACGUUAUAAACGUCAGUAGAAAAUACAUUUAUGUGAUGUUACAAGUGUUUUUGAUCGUUGGAACUAUUCAUAGAAAAUUUGUACUUUUACAAAAUGGUUUUAUUUUCAAUAGUAAACCUUCGUUCCUUUCCUUAAAAAACAGUAUAAAACUCCAAUUUUAACAAACUGCUAUAUAUUAUUACAAUGACAUACGAUAAAUGUCAUUAGAAUAUAAAUAUUUUUGACUUAUUCCACGACGAUGAGCUGGCCAAAUACCCAAGUAGGUGGAGGCCAAUAAACUAAAGAAGGAGAAGAAGAAUAUACCUAAAUAUAAGGUUGUGUCUAGGUAUAAGCUAACGUGUACGCAAAUAAAAAAGUUACGAGUGUCAGUGAUUUCUUAUUUUUUAUUUGUUUAGUGUUUGUUUUUAAAUUAACUAUGGAGUGUGGGCAAUUAUUUAGUUCUUUUAACGAGUUUAAGAACAUUUUAAAACAGUACGAAAAAGAUAAGAGACUAUAAAUUAAUACAUAUUUUUUUAAUGAAAUAGUAUUACCGUCCAAGAUUAAAAUAAAAGGAAGACCUAAAGCUUUCACAAUAAUAAUUAACUUGUUCUGAAGCUAUUAUCCUUGUGGCAUUUUUGUAAUCAACUAUUUUAAAUGAGAACUAAGCCACAAUUUAACUAAAAAAUUGAUUUUAUUAACGUUUCGACGUCUAAACUGGAUGUCGUUGUCAAAAUACAAAAUAUUAUUAAAUUAAACAAAAAUGUUGUUGCUUAGUAAACAAUUUUUUCUAAUACUUUAUUUAAUCUGACUAAUUUUUGUAUUUUGACAAUGACAUCCGAUUUGGACGUCGAAACGUUAAUAAAAUAAUUUUUUUAGUUAAAUUGUGGCUUAUUUUGCAUUUAGAAUAGUUGAUUAUAAUAAUUCACUUACGUAUAAAAAUUAUUUUAACAAUAUUUUGUACCUACAUGUCAUGUCAACUAAAUACAUAUAUAUAUAUAUAUAUAUAUAUAUAUAUAUAUAUAUAUAUAUAUAUAUAUAUAUAUAUAUAUAAUUAUUUUGCUAACCUAAAUAUAUACUUUUAUAUAUAUACAUUGAUUUAUUACAAUUAAGUUUAAAACAUCUGAAUAGUUCUGCUUUCUUAACAAAUAUUUUUCUAUUAAACAAACACUAAACAUAUCAAAAUAGCAUGUACCAAAAUGUAUAGUCACUGCGCAAGCUAAAUAAUGACGUCACUGGCUUGAUGAAGUUUAAUUCGCGUCUACCUAACUUUUUUAUUUGCGUACACGUUAGCGUGUACGUAGACACAGCGAAAUAUAACCAUAAUCAAUACUAAUGCAAAACUAUGUGACGUCACGGGCCGUUUGAACUAUUUUAUACCGCAGAAGACUUUAAAUAUGUAUUUCUAAGUUAUUAAGAAUUUUUGAAGCACGAAAUUUUGGAAAUCUCAUUUUUAAACAAAACUGAACAUUAUUAUCUACUAAAAAAAAUGUGCAAGUUCCCUAUUGAAUAUAUAAUUUUAAAUUAGACAUUAUAAACGUCAGUAAAAAAUACAGUUAUGUGACGUUAAAAGUAUUUUGAUCGUUUGAACUAUUCAUAGAAAAUUUGUACUUUUACAAAA